Messenger RNA from Mercenaria mercenaria, 680 nucleotides. RefSeq lists its product as uncharacterized. NCBI's taxonomy places the organism in Eukaryota, Metazoa, Mollusca, Bivalvia, Venerida, Veneridae. The transcript has 3 exons. The record is from RefSeq and is a predicted model, not a curated record. The coding region runs from base 247 to 615 and encodes 122 amino acids.
GAUGAAAUGCAUCAUGUAGUUUACUUGAAUGUCGUUAUAUGGCAUUCAGAUUGUGUCGCUGUGUACACCAGAUUCUCUAAAGUGAUAGAAAAUAUUGUAGUAAGAGUAAUAUAAUAGUUGUCAAGGAUUGGUUCUCUUUCACAGCAGGAACAAGAAACUGUCCAUGAGAAAUUUUCUGUUUCAGGUGAUGACGACCUUAGAGAGCAAAGAGAUGGCCGCCUAGGACAGGACCCUGCGGAGAUAUCAAUGCGGGAGCUAAGGGUCAAGGUCUCAAGUCUAAUUGGAGGAAAACGUGAUGACGACCCUAGAGAGCAAAGAGAUGGCCGCCUAGGACAGAACCCUGCGGAGAUACCAAUGCGGGAGCUAAGGGUCAAGGUCUCAAGUCUAAUUGGAGGAAAACGUGUUAUACCUUUUGACGGGGCCAUGGAAGUGAAUGGUGUGGUACAGAAGAAAUGGGAAGACGUAAGAACAGAGAUAUUAGUUGCACAUUAUGUUGAUGUCGUUUUAAUAAUGUUCAAACCCUCAUAUGUCAGUAAAACAGUUUUGUUUAAAUGCUUAUUUCGAAUCUAUGGUGGAAACUUGCAGAUUACUAGUAUUUACAUUGCCUCGUUUUAACUCGCAGUUCGUUUUCCAUUUGUUUGUUCUCAGAUCAAAUAAGUUUAGUCCUCACAAUUAUACAA